UGCCCCACCCUUGGUGGAGACCCACGGGUGUCAGCCACCUUGCUGUGCCCCGCCUGUGUCCCCCACCCUAGGCCCUCAGGGUCAGAGCAUUCCCCUUUCCCCACCAGGCCUGGGCAAGGUACAGCCCCCCUGACUUCUGCAAUCUCAACUGCUGAGCUUCCUUCCCCUUGGGCGGCCCCGCCUCACCCCUGCCCUGCGGGGCACCUCUUGAAGGCAGCUUCCUGCCUCAGGCUGGCCACCAUGGUGCCCUCCAGGCUGCCACCUAGGUCCUGCCAGACUUUGCUUAUCUUCCUGCUGCUGGUCUGCUGUCUGCUGUCGCCAGGUUCCCAGAGGCAGGAGUUCCUGCUGCGAGUGCAGCCCCAGAACCCGGUGCUUCCUGCUGGUGGGUCCCUGGUGGUGAACUGCAGUACCGAAUGCCCCGAUCCGAAGCUCAUCACUCUGGAGACAUCCCUGUUGAAGGAGCCAGUGGGCAAUGGCCCGGGCUGGGCAGCCUUCCAGCUCAGCAACGUGACUAGUGACAGUCGGGUCCUCUGUGCCGGGUUCUGCAAUGGCUCCCAGAUGAUAAGCUCCUCUAACAUCAUUGUGUACCGGUUCCCGGAUCAGGUGGAGCUGGCGCCCCUGCCCCCCUGGCAGCCCGUGGGCAAGAACCUCACCCUGCGCUGCCAGGUGGCCGGCGGGGCGCCCCGGUCUCAACUCACAGUGGUGCUGCUCCGCGGGGAGGAAGAGCUGAGCCGGCAGCAGGCGGCUGGGGAGCCCGCCGAGGUCGAGGUCGAGGUCACGGCCACGGUGCUGGCAGGCAGAAGUGACCACGGCGCCAGUUUCUCAUGCCACACGCAACUGGAUCUGCAGCCCCAAGGGCUGGGGCUGUUUGAGAACACCUCGGCCCCCCGCCAGCUCCGAACCUUUGCCCUGCCCAGGACUCUCCCCCACCUCGUGGCCCCCCAGUCCUUAGAGGUGGGAACGCCGUCGCAGGUCACCUGCAUCCUGGAUGGGCUGUUUCCAUCUUCUGAGGCCCAGGUCCAACUGGCACUGGGGGACCAGAUGCUGAAUCCUGCAGUCACAAGGAACAGCGACAGGCUCACGGCCAGAGCCACAGUCACAGCGCAGGCAGAUCAGGAAGGUCCCCGGGAAAUUGUCUGCAACGUGACGUUGGGGGGCGAGACUCGCGAGUCCCGGAAGAACCUAACAGUUUUUAGCUUCCUAGGGCCCAUUCUAAACCUGAGCGAGUCCAGCGCCCCCGAGGGGUCAAUAGUGACCGUGACUUGCAUGGCCGGGGCCCGAGAACACGUCUUGCUGGACGGGGUUGCGGCUGCAGCCCCGGGACAGCCCGCCCAGCUUCAACUAAAUGCUACCGAGAUGGACGACCAGCGCAGCUUCUUCUGCAGUGCCAUUCUCGAGGUGGACGGGGAGAUCCUGAACAGGAACACGAGCGUCCAGUUGCGUGUCCUGUAUGGUCCCAAGAUUUACCGAGCCGAUUGUCCCGAGCACUUGAAAUGGAAAGAUAAAACGCACCAGGUCCUGCAGUGCCAGGCGCGGGGCAACCCAGCCCCGCAGGUACUCUGUUCGAAGGAAGGCUCCACCCUUAAGGCGCCCGUCGGGAUCCCAUUCUUCGUCAACUUAAAAUAUAAUGGCACUUAUCACUGCCAAGCGGCCAGCUCACGGGGCACGUACGGCCUGGUGGUGGUGAUGGACAUUCAGGGUCGGAACCUCCCCUCCGUCACGAUCUUCAUGGGGGUGUCAGCGACCGUGGCCUUGGUGACUGUCAUAGGGGUCUUAAUUUACUUCUACGGUGUGAAGCGGAGCGGCAUCUACAAGGUGAAGCAAGAGACCUCGCUGCCCCUCACGUCUAUGCAGCCCAUCGAGACCGUGGCGGAAGAACCGUCCUGAGCAGCAGGACGCUGGCAUCUUGGACCAAAGUCCCCGGAUUCCCCAACCAAUAAAGCCCUCCUACUCCGUAGUCUGUAGCUUGGUUCCACCUACGCUGCGGGGCUGUCCCACCGCGC
This is a messenger RNA of Propithecus coquereli (Coquerel's sifaka), 2003 nucleotides long. RefSeq names its product intercellular adhesion molecule 3 (gene ICAM3). The transcript is spliced from 7 exons. Gene Ontology annotation, biological process: cell-cell adhesion. Gene Ontology annotation, molecular function: integrin binding. The record is from RefSeq and is a predicted model, not a curated record. Gene Ontology annotation, cellular component: membrane. Lineage: Eukaryota; Metazoa; Chordata; Mammalia; Primates; Indriidae. Bases 241 to 1887 code for a protein of 548 amino acids.